AACAAUGAGAACACUUGGACACAGGAAGGGGAACAUCACAUACUGGGGCCUGUCAUGGGGUGGGGAGAGGGGAGAGGGAUAGGAUUAGGAUAUAUACCUAAUGUAAAUGACAAGUUAAUGGGUACAGCGGUGUUGGUGUAACAUGGGACAUGCAUACAUAUGCAAAAACUUGCACGUUGUGCUCAUGUACCCUAGAACUUAAAGUAUAACAACAACAAAAAUAUAUAUAUAUAUAUUUAAAAUGAAGCUGUUUAGGUUUUAAAAGGCUCCUCCAUGACAAUUACUUAUAUAGCUGAAGAAAUGGGAGACAAAAGGAGGGCUUCUCUGCCUCCCCAGGGUCUUGGUUUGCCUGGAGGAUGGAAGGAAAAUAUAAGAAGCACUUGCAGAUAGCAUACAGUCUGACUUUGAAUGAUCAGAUGUGAAUAUGUUUCUUGGGAUUUGAGGGAGGUUGGACAAGGGGUAGGUGUGGAAGUGCAGAGUGAGUUGGAGAAAGAAGUCUGGCAAAGAAGUUGUAAUGACUCAGGAAAGGGAAUAGGGUUGUCUCUUUCCCUGUGGGUAGAGGUAGAUAUUUUAGGAAAAAAGAGAGAGAGAGAAAAAGGAUAAAAUUUUGUUAUGAUCCCCCCAAAACUUGUUAUGUAAGAUAUAUAUCUACUGAUAGGACAUUUUGAAAAUUAGUAUCAGCUUUAUAUUUGGGCACAUGAUUUCACUGAGAUGGUUCUUUGGCAGAGCAGAUUAAAAUGAUGUUCCUGAAACGAAACUCGAGUCUCCAAAAUAAUUGGCUCAUUUUAAGCAAAAUAUUAUUGAUGAUCAACAGUGACUGGCACAUAAUAAUUGUUUAAAUAUUUGUUGGCUAAGUCAGGGAAUGAAUGAUAUGCUUUGGCAAUUACUGACAGUAUAUAAAGGUCUCAGGGAAGUAGAAGACAUCCACACCUCAGAAGCAUCUUCUUGAAACCCAUCUCAAUUCUCUCCUCUUGACAACAUGUGUUGCCACUACUACGGCAACUCCUGUGGCUAUGGCUCCAGCUAUGGCUGUGGCUAUGGCUCUGGUUAUGGCUGUGGCUAUGGCUCCAGCUAUGGCUGUGGCUAUGGAACUGGCUACAGCUGUGGCUAUGGCUCCAGGUAUGGCUGUGGCUAUGGAACUGGCUACAGCUGUGGCUAUGGCUCUGGCUCUGGCUGUGGCUAUGGAACUGGCUACAGCUGUGGCUAUGGCUCUGGCUCUGGCUGUGGUUAUGGAACUGGCUACGGAACUGGCUACGGCUGUGGGUAUGGCUGUGGUUAUGGAACUGGCUAUGGCUGUGGAUGUGGCUCUGGCUCUGGCUACUGUGGCUACCAGCCAUUUUGCUUUAGAAGAUGCUCUUCUUCCUGCUAAAACAUCACUGUCAGAGGACCAUUUGCUUCUAAAAUGACACGUCUAAAGAUAAUAUUGAUUCAAGGAUUCAUACUCCAAGAUUUCUAUAUCAGAAUUACAUGCUUGACAGAGUCUUGGACCUCUAGCCUCACAUUUCUUUGAAUGAAAUCAUGGCCAUAGGAUCCACGGUGUCAUCUGACUGUUUUCCAAAUGUUAUCUUUUGCUCCCUUAAUCUCUGAUUCUCUGUUAUGACUGUGUUAAUGAUCAUAACAUCUACAAUUGGGGAAAUCAAUCAUUUGUAAUAAAAAUGGUUCUUUAUUCCAAAAAAAAUGUUUUAGUACAAAAGAGUCAAAAAGCUAAAAUAAAAUAUAGUUUAUAAAGCAAAAAAUUAUCAGUAAGCUAAGUUUAAUGUAUUAUUGAAGAAAUAAAAUGUAUUUUAUACAUUUACCCUAAUGCCUAAUGUUUAAGACAUCUACUGUAGUGUACAGUAAUAUCCCAGGCCUUCACAUUCACUCACUAAUCACUCACUGAUCCACCCAGAACAAUUUUCAGCCCUGUAAGUGCCAUUCGUGCUAAGUGGUCUAUAUAGGUACUGUUUUAUUAUUAUUAU
Molecule: messenger RNA, 1958 nt
Organism: Gorilla gorilla gorilla (western lowland gorilla)
Lineage: Eukaryota; Metazoa; Chordata; Mammalia; Primates; Hominidae
Product: keratin-associated protein 21-1
Exons: 1
Coding region: 980-1369 (129 amino acids)
Source: RefSeq, a predicted model, not a curated record